Messenger RNA from Pseudogymnoascus destructans, 504 nucleotides. RefSeq lists its product as uncharacterized. NCBI's taxonomy places the organism in Eukaryota, Fungi, Ascomycota, Leotiomycetes, Thelebolales, Thelebolaceae. The transcript has 2 exons. The record is from RefSeq and is a predicted model, not a curated record. Bases 1 to 504 code for a protein of 167 amino acids.
AUGGACUCGACAUCGAAACAGCAAUGCAUGCUAUGCGGCUCUACAUUCAACCUUCCACAGCUAUCUUCCUGUUCUUCCGAAGCAAGGCUAAGCCUUGCCUUGCUUGAUAAAGUCUCAGAAUCAGAAGACUCGGAAUCAGAAGACUCGAAAUCAGAAGGCUCGAAAUCAGAAGACUCGGAAGAUUUGGCAAAUCAAGUCGAUUCCGUAUUCAUAGCUACUUCAUCUAAGGCAAUGUGGGACAACCCCUCUACAUCUUUCUUUUCGCCUACCAUUCGCGACCUCGCUCUCGGGUGCAGAAUGGCUCUCACUAGCCAUGCCACGAAUAGCCGCGAUGCGAGUGAAGGGCGACAGGAAGUCUACAACGCGGAAGACGACAGUCGAUCCACCUCUCCUAUGACGCCGUUGACCGCUGGACUGGACGCCAAUGGGGCUGAGCUUGUUUCGGAUAGAGAUAAGAGGAAGCUUGCCGACAUCGAGAAGACCUUCGAACAGAUGGAUAAAUAA